Messenger RNA from Ruditapes philippinarum (Manila clam), 2049 nucleotides. RefSeq lists its product as uncharacterized. Bases 1 to 2049 code for a protein of 682 amino acids. NCBI's taxonomy places the organism in Eukaryota, Metazoa, Mollusca, Bivalvia, Venerida, Veneridae. Gene Ontology annotation, molecular function: nucleic acid binding. The transcript has a single exon. The record is from RefSeq and is a predicted model, not a curated record.
AUGCCCUUUGGAUUAUCAAAUGCACCUGCAACGUUUGAACGCCUAAUUGAAUUAGUUCUAAGAGGUAUGCAAUGGAAAAAAUGUCUUUGCUACUUAGAUGACAUAAUUGUUUUUGGUCCAGAUUUCGAAAGCACACUUGAAAAUUUGAAACAAGUUUUUGUUAGAUUUCGCGCUGCAAAUUUGAAACUUAAACCAAAGAAAUGCCAUCUUUUCAAGAAACAAGUUCAUUAUCUUGGCCAUAUUGUCUCUGAGGAAGGGAUAUCUUGUAACCCAGAUAAAAUUCAGUCAAUUAAAGGUUGGCCUGUACCCACAAACAAAUCUGAAGUGAAAAGUUUUCUUGGUUUGGCUUCAUAUUAUAGAAAAUUCAUUUCAGGUCAUGCAAAUUUAACAUUUCAUCUUAAUGAACUUACUCAGAAAAAGAAAAAGUUUAUUUGGACAGAAGAUUGUCAAGAAAGUUUUGAUAAGCUUAAAGAAAAACUAACUUCACCACCUGUCCUAGCUUUUCCGCAAGAAAAUGGCUUGUUCAUUCUGGAUACAGAUGGUUGCAAUACCAGUAUAGGUUGUGUAUUGUCACAAGAACAAAACGGUGAAGAAAAAGUGAUUUCAUAUGCAAGCAAAUCUCUCAGCAAAUCACAACAAAGAUAUUGUACAACCUUUAUAGAGUUGUUAGCAGUGGUAACUUUUGUCAAGUAUUUCAGACAUUACUUGUGGGGUCGAAAGUUCCUAAUAAGAACUGACCAUGCAUCCUUAAUAUGGCUAAAAAAUUUCAAAGAGCCAGAAGGAAUGUUAGCCCGUUGGUUAGCCGUACUUGAUACUUAUGAUUUUACAAUACAAUAUCGAAAGGGUAGUUUACACACAAACGCCGAUGCAUUAUCUAGAAUUCCCAUUAGGAAACGUACUUGCAAAAGAACCAACUGUCCAGAUUGUGGCCUUCAAAAUCCAAAUAUAGAUUGCAGUGUUCAAAGUUCAAAUACAUGUCAUAGAGUUCAAGUGAACCAAAAUUGUAUUGUUCCAAUUGAAAACUUAGCAAAAAGUGUUAAAAUUUCAGAUAAUAGUGUUCAAAAUAUGAACACGGUCUAUAGUGUUCACAAUUCAAGCACAGGUCAUUGUAUUAAGAAUAUUAACAAAGAUGCAAGUGUUCUGCAAGACAACACAGUUUUUAGUGUUCAAAAGGCACACACUAAAUAUGAAGAAAAUAACACUCAAUAUGAUGUUCAGUGUUCAGACACGGAGUUUGGACAAGAUUUACAAAACAUGUUUUGUAUAUUUGAGGCAAGCAAUGACACUCAGUUGUCUAGUACAGACAGUCAUAAAGAAAGCAACGGCUUUUCAUCCCAAUCAUCCAUUCAAAAGUUUACAUUUAAUGAUAAGAAUAGUGAAGUUCCAAUUCACACAUUAAAUGUAGAAAGUGAUGGCAAUGCUCAAAACCAAAGCCUAGCCGAAAAUCAAAUUCCGGUUAUGAACUCAAAUUGGAUAGGUCAAUGGUCAAAUAAGGAAUUGCUAGAGUUUCAAAAGCAGGAUCCUGACAUUAGAAUCAUUCUAGACUUUAAGCUUAAAUCCAAGGAUAAACCUUCAAAACAUAUAAUAGCACAAUAUAACACAAAUGUUAGAACCUUUUGGACUCUUUGGGAAUCUCUCAUUGUUAAAAACAAUUUGCUAUGGCGGGAACAUGAAAACCAAACUUUAAGAUUAGUGUUACCACAAAAACUAAGAACUGAUGUUUUUAACCACCUGCACACUAACAGAAUUGCAGGGCAUUUAGGUCGAGACAGAACUAUUGCUUCAAUAAAAAAAAGAUUCUAUUGGCCUAAUUUCACUAGUGACAUUAAACGUUGGGUUCAAUCUUGUGAUAUGUGUGCUAGAAGAAAACCAGGUCCAGGUUGUGGAAAAUCACAUAUACAGCAAGAAAUUUCAUAUCAGCCUCUUGACCGUAUAGCUCUCGACAUUCUGGGACCUUUGCCUUGUACUUCUGAUGGUAACCAGUAUAUUGUGGUCAUAAGUGACUAUUUUACAAAGUAUGUAGAAGAGACCAUACUGCUCUUACGGUAA